This is a messenger RNA of Botrytis porri, 1111 nucleotides long. RefSeq lists its product as uncharacterized. Bases 194 to 766 code for a protein of 190 amino acids. The record is from RefSeq and is a predicted model, not a curated record. NCBI's taxonomy places the organism in Eukaryota, Fungi, Ascomycota, Leotiomycetes, Helotiales, Sclerotiniaceae. The transcript is spliced from 2 exons.
UUGUGGAUGAAGUCAUGGCUGAACAAUGGAUUCUCAUGGAAUGAAAGGGGAGAAUUGCGACGGAUCUGAAUAUAUAAAUGUCGAAGAAGUUCUCGAUAAUAAACCAUCAUCAACGCAUCACACCUUCACAUCAAACUUCCAAACGUCACUUUACAAUUUACAAUAACACAUACCAACUCAAACAAUAAUCAACAUGUUCUCCAAGACCUUCAUCGCUACCCUCCUCGCCAGCUCUGCUGCUGCAUCCCCAAUUGUCUCAGCACGUGCUGCAGGCGAUGCUUUCGGCCUUAUCUCCAUCAGAUCUGGUUCUGAUAUCCAAAACCAAGCCAUCACCGCUUCCGGAGGUCGUCUCUGGAUCGGAAAGGAGACUGCCUCAUACUGCCCUGAUACCGUCGUCACCGACUGCCCUAACGGUACUUCCACAACCUUCGUCGCUGGUGAAAGCAAUCUCGGUUUGAACACUGAAGUUCCAGGAGGUCAACAAGUUUACAUCGCAACUGAUUCUUCUGUAUCCUACACCAUACCUCACUCCGGCGACAUCCACGGUGGAGUUGCCUCUGGAUGGAAAUACACCGCUGGAGAGAACGGAUCCCUUGGAUCCUUGUCUUUCCCUGGCUACGGAUUCAUUGCUUGCCCUGGCGAGGGUGCCGGUGUCUACGGCAUCUUCCUUACUCCUGGUGGAGCUGCUACUGGAAACUGCACUGGCAUCUCUGUCGCUACUGUCCCAUACACCGGUGAAGGACCUUCCGCUUGGGAGUACGCUUAAAUCAAGAAUGGAGUGGAGGAUUGAGGUGGAGAGAGGUGGAGAAGAUGGAGAAGAUGGAGCACGAAGUUGUGAAUAUUUUGUUUUCUGAUCAGUUCUUUGGCGACAUUGCAACCUUAUUGUAUUUAAAUAUGUAUAUAUCUGCUGAUCAUUCCUUACGGCAAUGGUAUAUCAAAACGAAUUUUUUUUUUUCAAAAACUUUCAUUUGCAUCAACAUUCGAAUUCAAAAUUAAAUCAAGAUUAAUGCUAAAUUAGAGAAAGUAAUUACUCAUAAGUAUUUGUAUUAAGGAGAUAGAUUUCUUAAAAUCAGACUUAGAAUAACUAUAAUGAUUUUAACGAACUUUUCGC